Messenger RNA from Argentina anserina (silverweed cinquefoil), 949 nucleotides. Its product is annotated as iron-sulfur cluster co-chaperone protein HscB homolog. Gene Ontology annotation, biological process: [2Fe-2S] cluster assembly; protein complex oligomerization. The record is from RefSeq and is a predicted model, not a curated record. NCBI's taxonomy places the organism in Eukaryota, Viridiplantae, Streptophyta, Magnoliopsida, Rosales, Rosaceae. Gene Ontology annotation, molecular function: protein-folding chaperone binding; ATPase activator activity.
AUGAAGAAGGCACCGUCCUCUCCAAGUUCACCGGAUGUGGAAGAAGAACCUCCAGACUCCUCUCUCCUCUCUCCUCUCUCCGCCUCCUCCUCCUCCCAACCCAACUCCGCCCACUGCUGGAACUGCACCGCCGCCGCUUCUACGACGCCGUUUCUACUCUGCCCUUCCUGUCGCUGCAUCCAGACCGUCGAUUACUUCCAGAUUUUCCGACUGGAGAGGAAGUAUGAUAGUGUGGAGGGAACAUUAGAGGGGAAGUAUAAGGAGUGGCAGAAGAAGUUGCACCCUGAUCUUGUUCAUUCGAAGUCGGAGAAGGAGAGAGAGUACGCUGCGGAGCAGUCUGCUCGGGUGAUUGAUGCAUACCGGACUCUUAGCAACCCCUUGGCGAGGGCAAUUUAUAUUCUGAAGCUUGAAGGUGUAGACAUUGAUGAAGAGGAGACACUUACAGACUUGGAUUUAUUAAGUGAGAUUAUGGAAAUAAGGGAAGCUGUUGAAGAGGCUUCUGACGCACAGGCGUUAAAUCAAAUUCAGACUCAGAUGCAAGAAAAACUGAAGGAGUGGUCUAAUAAUUUUUCCAAGACAUUUGAGAGCCGGAACUUUGAAGAAGCCGUAAAAGCUAUUCGGCAUAUGACUUACUAUGAGCGUGUAAUGAAGAAAUUGUAAAGAGACGGUAAUGCAGGUAGUACUAUACUCUUCAACGAAAUCGUCAUUAUAGACUAUAGAGAGAAUGGUUAUACGAGCAACCAUAAAGGUCAAAUUGUGCCAACAGUUCUAUAUGAAGAGAUAUGCAUUCUGGAAACUUUUUAUUUUAUUUUAUUUUAUCUUGUUAUGUUAUUAUCCUGUAAUCUUAUGUAAUAGAUCAGAUAUGCCUAGAAAUUUUGUGUUAGUGCAGGAUCCCUUAUCUUUAACUUAUUGACAGACGAGUAUUACUUUCAGGGUUGGGCAUGUGAAA